AUGGCAAUGUUCGAAAUCUCGUCGAAAAAGAUUUUUAUCUUGUUGUGCAUCAUCGGAUUAUUUUCAUUAAUUACGUUUACACUUGCCGCUGCCACUCUUGGUACACUUAAUAGAGGACUUAAUGCAAUGGCCCCCGCAGGAAUCGCAACAAAACCAAAAUUGAAUUCAUCUCUAGCUGAAACGAUCCGUAUUGACGAUCUUAUGACUCAUUUAAAACAGUUACAACGUAUUGCUGACGAAUCCAACGGUAAUCGUGCGAUAAAUACACGAGGAUUUAAUGAAACGGUUAAUUAUAUCUAUAAUUAUCUGCAGAAUCAAGUCAGUGGUUUACAAAUCAAGCGUCAAACGUUUCGAUUGAGGAAUUUUGCACUUGCUAAAAGUCCAAUCCUGCUCUCUUUGAUUAACGGAAUAGAAAAGAAUUAUACUUAUUCGACGGUGCUCGCCAGAUCUGAAUUUAAUUAUGUAAACUAUUCUACAGCUGCUAAUUUCUCCGAAUACGUUCCGGUUGUGCAUAUUUCUAAUUACGGAUGUCAAGAAAGUGACUGGCGAAAUGCAUCGCAUUUUGUUGCAUUAGUCAAAACAGGAGGGAAAUGGACAUUCGCGGAAAAGAGUGUUCUGGCAAGAAAUAAUGGUGCCAAAGCUUUACUGUUCUAUAGUAAUGGAGAGAAUAGUUAUAGUCUUGCGCCAUUCACUAUACGUCUUCGUCAAAGUAAUGAACUGCCUGCAUUAUCUUUGUCUUACGCCGUGGGACAAGCGCUAGUGAACGUGACUCUAAUAAGCAAAGUUGCCGUAAAAAUGUUUAUUGAAUUGCAGAAUCUACCAACGUUUCCAGUUGAUAAUAUUUGUGCAGAUACUCUACAGGGUGAUGCAAGACAGACAAUUGUUGUUGGAAGUCAUAGUGACAGUGUUCCAGUUGGACCAGGCAUCAAUGAUAAUGGUGCGCAUUGUAGUGGAACUGCAGCUAAUUUAGUUCUAGCAACCAAUUUAGCUCGACUUUAUCAAACAACAAAUUAUUCGAAAUAUAAAUACCGUGUUCGGUUUUGUUGGUGGGCAGGAGAGGAAAUUGGUUUGGCUGGUUCGACUUAUCAUGUGCAAAAUGCUCAAAAUAUGACGGAAAUAGGCGAACGCCUACAAGAUUAUUUAUUAAACCUUAAUUUUGAUAUGGCUGGUUCACCUAAUUUCAUUUUCGGAAUCUAUGAUGCUAAAACGGCGGUCGACGGCACACCAUCUAGCGCACUUCCUGGUAGUCAGAAGAUUACAGAACUAUAUCGCGAUUGGUUUAUUCGACAAACUUUACCUUGGGAUUAUCGAGACUUCAAUGGCCGAAGCGAUUAUGGUCCAUUCUUGGCGGCAGGUAUUGCCGCCGGUGGCGUAGCAACGGGCUCCGACGCCAUCAAAACAGCUGCACAGCGUGAAAAAUAUCGUCAAUCCGUAGGUAAGAGCAAUGCUGGUUUUGCUGGCGCAAUUCUUGACCCAUGUUACCAUCAAGCAUGCGAUACAUUAGCAAAUAUUCAUUUGUACGGGUAUGAAAAACUUGUUCAAGCAGCUGCAUAUGGACUCGAAUAUCUUGGUCAGCAUCCAGAUCUACCUCGAUGGCUUUACCCCAGUGGACGAAUAUAG
Adineta ricciae is the source of this 1620-nucleotide messenger RNA. Lineage: Eukaryota; Metazoa; Rotifera; Eurotatoria; Adinetida; Adinetidae. The record is from the annotation of a GenBank genome assembly.